AUGGAAUUAAAUACUUUAUAAAUAUUUUCUGUUUAUAAAACAAGUGAAUAAGAAUGUACACAUUACAUUGUAUCUAAUUCAAGUAAUAAAUUAUUUAUUUGCAAGAAAAGUAGUAUGAACAAAUUUCCUAUUUUACAUAUAGGUAAAAUGCUUAUUGAUUUUAAGACAGUUUCUUAAACAUUUGUUAAAAGAUAAUUUAUUCUACACCUGUUAAUUAACUUGAGUCUAUGUUUACUCUAGCGAUAAAUCUUAAAAGUUAGUUGAUAAAUAGUCGAACAUCAAGAGAUAUUCGUUAAAUCAUUUACCAACGAAUAAUUCCAAUAAAAUUUAUAUUCACUUAUUUAUUUUAAGAAUUAACAAAUCCAUACUAUAUAUUUCAAUACUUUUCAACUUUUAAAUUUGCUUAUGGAUAGCUGAAGGUAAUUUUAUAAUUUUGAUCUAGAUAGGUUUCAAGGUAGAAUAUAUUUACUUCAAUUGAUAUAUGCAUCAAGAAUCUAAUUAUAACAAUUAGAAGUUAAGGAUGGGAUUUAGUAGGUGGAGAUUUCUUUUAUAUCCAUGAUAAUUAAUAAUUGAAUUGUGAUUCCAUAUUAUUAUCUGGAGUGAAUCUAUACAUGUUUCUAAAUAAUCAAUAAAAGAAUUAGCAAAUGAAUUAACAUAUAACACACUAUUUAAAGAUAUAAAUAAAUAUAGCAUAUAUAUCUCAUACUAAAGUGAUUUAAAUUUCCUAAAUUUAAUAAAAUAUUGCUUUAGUAAUAAGAACAGGAUAUAGUUCGGUACGUGUAUAGCGUUUUAGAAAUGUAAUAUUUCCUCCUACAUCUUCCAAACAAUUAUAUCUUCAAACUUGUAAAUUUUUGGUAAUCCUUGGCCUUAUUGGUUUAUCAAUUUUCACUUUACUCUAUACAUUAUAGUAAUAUAAGGAUUAUUCAAGAAAUUUAAUAAUCAUUAGGUAAAAUAAUCUAAAUAUAAGAUAUUAAAAUGUGUUCCACCAAGAUUACCUAUUGUUAAACUAUUUCUAUAAUAAAUUAAAAAAAGAAGAUAUUAUUGGUUCUAAUCCAAUAAAAACAGAAGAAGCAGAAAAGAUCGUUACAUUAUGUUUUAACAAAACUGGCACUCUAUCUACUUUAGGGUUAUAAGUAAAUAAUUAUUAUCAUCAUUGUGAUGAAAUAUUUGAUAUCAUGCUUGUUGUCAUCAUUAAAUUAAAUGAAUGA
This is a messenger RNA of Paramecium sonneborni, 1208 nucleotides long. The record is from the annotation of a GenBank genome assembly. Lineage: Eukaryota; Ciliophora; Oligohymenophorea; Peniculida; Parameciidae.